Molecule: messenger RNA, 668 nt
Organism: Daktulosphaira vitifoliae (grape phylloxera)
Lineage: Eukaryota; Metazoa; Arthropoda; Insecta; Hemiptera; Phylloxeridae
Product: 40S ribosomal protein S14a
Exons: 4
Coding region: 148-603 (151 amino acids)
Biological process (GO): maturation of SSU-rRNA from tricistronic rRNA transcript (SSU-rRNA, 5.8S rRNA, LSU-rRNA); ribosomal small subunit assembly; translation
Cellular component (GO): cytosolic small ribosomal subunit; ribosome
Molecular function (GO): small ribosomal subunit rRNA binding; structural constituent of ribosome; mRNA 5'-UTR binding
Source: RefSeq, a predicted model, not a curated record
CUAACAAACUAUCUGUUUAAUAACCUCAAUAUUUUUAUACAUGUCGGAUAACUCUUUUUUAUAUGUCUAAGGAUUUACUAUUCUGUAAAUACUCGAAAUCCUCGACGAUUUUUGACAUUUAGGCACUUCUUAGUAUUCAAAAAUAAAAUGGCUCCACGUAAAGGUAAAGUACAGAAAGAAGAACCAGUUGUCCAAUUGGGGCCACAAGUUCAAGACGGUGAAUUAGUGUAUGGUGUUGCACAUAUUUUUGCCAGUUUCAAUGAUACAUUCGUGCAUGUUACGGAUUUAUCUGGAAGAGAAACUAUUGCAAGAGUAACUGGUGGUAUGAAAGUAAAGGCUGACAGAGAUGAAGCAUCUCCUUAUGCUGCUAUGUUAGCUGCUCAGGAUGUUGCUGAAAAAUGCAAAACAUUAGGUAUUACAGCUUUGCAUAUCAAAUUAAGAGCAACUGGUGGAAACAAGACAAAAACUCCAGGUCCUGGUGCACAAUCUGCAUUGCGUGCUUUGGCUCGCUCUAGUAUGAAAAUUGGCAGAAUUGAAGAUGUUACACCAAUUCCUUCAGAUUCUACACGUAGAAAGGGUGGUCGUAGGGGUAGACGUUUGUAGUUAUCCCAAUUUUAUAUUUUUUUGUAUAACUAUUACACAAAUAAUAAAUUGGGUUUCUCUUUAAU